AUGGGAGAGGCUUUGCAGGAGCACAGAGGAGCCUCCCUGCUGCCCAGGAGCUGCUGCAGCCGCCAGGGAAUCCCCAGCAGCCGCGCCAAGUUGGCUGGGUGCAAGACCACCCUCACCACCACCACGCCGGCAGCCAGCGUUGCUCAGGCUUUCUUCUGCCUCCUGCUGUGCGUCCCCUGGGGCAGCUCCUGCCCCCCCAGCUGCCAGUGCACGGAGCGGGCAGGGGCCAAGGCUGUGCUCUGCAGCUCCCGGCACUUGGAGGAGAUUCCCAAGGACAUCCCCAGAGACGCGGUGUUCCUGAAGCUGGAUGCUAACAGCAUCACCAAGAUCCCCAGCGAUGCCUUCAAGCACCUCUCCCACCUGGAAGAACUCGACCUCUCCAGGAACGCCAUCGAGAAGAUCGACCGGGCAGCAUUCAAAGGGGUAGCCGCCGGGCUGCGUACCCUCGACCUCUCCAGCAACCGCAUCCGCAGCAUCCCCAAGGAGGCCUUGGUGGCGCUCAACGCCAAGCUGCGGCUGGCCAACAACCCCUGGCACUGCGAGUGCGCCCUGCAGGAGGUGCUGUGGGAGGCGCGGCUGGACCCCGACUCGGUGCAGGACAUCACCUGCCACACGGCCCCGCGCCAGGAGUACGUGGGCAAGUCACUGCUGCAGGUGCUGGACGCCGGCGUCAACUUCUGCAGCGUGCACCAGAGGACCACGGACGUGGCCAUGUUCAUCACCAUGUUCGGCUGGUUCGCCAUGGUCAUCGCUUACGUCGUCUGCUACGUCCGCCACAACCGGGAGGACGCCUGCAAGCACCUGGAUUACCUGAAGCCGCUGCCGAGCGCCCAGGGCCACGCAGAGACCACCAGCACCGCUCUGUAGUGCUUCCCAGCUUCUGUGCAGGCAGCCAGUGGCAGCCUGGUGGGUUUCAAAGCUCCUCUCCGGGAUAUUCCAGCACUUGCUCCGGUUCUGCAAACGAGCACCACUGACUUUGCUCCUCCCUGGUGAUGCUGGACUGAGUGUGAGCAGACAUCAUGGGAGAGGCAUGCUGGGGACACCCCAUGUAGACCUUUCUAUGGAGCCCAGGUUCCCAGGAAGGAAUGUCCCCGUGCAGACCCCUUCUGCCCUGCCAGAGCUGGGCUCACAGUGACAGCAGCCCCAGCCACCUGCAUGCCGUCCACAUGGUUUGGAGACAAAAGACCUUGGGGGAACACAGGGUGUUCUGUGGGGGCAAAGAGGUCCCUGAAGCCUGGGGUGCAGAGGUACAGGCUGCUCUGUGCAGCAGGGUCGGCAUGGCCUGGCUCAGUUAAGGACCAGCUUUGCAGCCAGCAGGACAUAUGCCCCAGCCCCAGUGUGGGGCAGCCUCUGCUUGCCACCAACAACCCCGAGGGUCAUCUCCCAAAUCUUUGAUGUCUCAAUAAAGCCCUGCAUGCAGGAAAAGCCCUCAGGGUUUGUGCUGAGCUGGGAGCCGACACCUGGGCAGGAUGGUGGUGCCCAAGGGGCUUGUGCUUGUCCUAAUUUGAUCUCUCCUAAAGCAGACGAGCCUAAAUUCAAUGUACCGGCUCCACUGCCAUCAGACUGCAGCCCUUUGAGCAGGGGCCAGUUGGCCAAACACUGCCUCUGCAUCUUGUCUGGUACAUUUGGCCUUAUCUUGCCCUUCCUUGGGGCUUUAUUAAAGAUGCAGCAUG
Molecule: messenger RNA, 1673 nt
Organism: Dryobates pubescens (Downy woodpecker)
Lineage: Eukaryota; Metazoa; Chordata; Aves; Piciformes; Picidae
Gene: LRRC3
Product: leucine rich repeat containing 3
Exons: 1
Coding region: 1-867 (288 amino acids)
Cellular component (GO): plasma membrane
Molecular function (GO): protein binding
Source: RefSeq, a predicted model, not a curated record